UGGAGACAUUCAAAAGCCACCUGGACAGAAUCCUAAUCUGCUUGAGCCGUGGAGCUGGAGUAGACAAUGCCACUGGGGUCACUUCCAGCCUUACCAUCCUGUGAUCCUGUGAUUUAAAAGUAUGACUGGAGCAAUUCUAAAAGCAAUACUAAAAUAGAGUUAGCCGCGGCAUGGUUGGUGCCCUAAUUAAAAUUUAAAUGCAGAUCUUUAUGAGCAGAAGGUAGAACAGCAAUCAACACCACGCUUUAACACAGACGGCAGAAAUUACUGUUUCUAUUAAAUUCGCGUGUGUUGCUGAGGGGCAAACGGUGAAUACCGUGCUGGGGAUCGCUGGGCAGGAAACGCCCGACCAGAGAGAAGCCUUAGACAAAGAGGGUCUAGGAGAUGAUCAGGUAACUUCACCACAAGCUGGGAUGGAAAUUCUAUGAUGCAGACGAUUAUCAUCCUCCAGAGAAUAAAAAGAAAAUGGCAGGAGGGAUACCACUAAAUGAUGAGGACAGGAUUCCUUGGCUUUGUACACUGCACAAUAUACUAAGGAGAGAAGACUUAUCUAGACAAGAUGCAGUUCUGGCCUGUUCUGCACUGAAGAAGAUGUAUAGGCGUGUAUUAGUUAAUGGAGCAUCUGCAAUUGAACCAGAGCAACCAGGAGAAAAACCACCACUAAAAAUCCUCUUUGUUCAUUUGGAUGGGCCUAUAGACGUCAUUGCGGGGCGCCUGGAGAAGCGGAGAGGUCAUUUUAUGCCACCUGAACUUCUCAAGUCUCAGUUUGAUACUCUGGAGCCUCCUAGUGCACCAGAGAACUUCAUUACUGUCAGUCUAGAAAAACCCUUCCCUGAAAUAGUGCUAGAGAUUGAGCGCGCCAUUCUUCAGGGUGAGGCAUUGGUGGAGUAAUUUUCUGAAUGACACAUAUAGAAAUUCCCUUGAAGAUAUCAAGGUUAUGAAAGAGGAUUUUAAUUAUUAAAUUGAUUAUUAAAUCAACUUAUUAUUCAUUAUACUUAAAUGGACUGCAAUAUUAAGAGCUGGUUUACUACUCUUGGGUUUUUUUCAUCAGGGCUCUGUAAAAGACAUAAAAGGUAUAAUUUUCAAGAAGUUUCAACUUUUUAAACUCUUCACUGUAUGUAGUCAAAACUCCCAUUCUAGUAAGAGCCUGCUUUUGAAAAUCCUACCAAGGGUCACAGAGAAUAAUUUAUUUUCUUAAUUUUAAUAUUUACUCCUUCAAGACAUGGAGAUGGGCACAUCUGCUAUUACGAGACUAAGUAAUUUACAGCUUUGCUAGAAACAAUAUAUUUUUCUAGAAGAGGCAGGAACAUGCAUAAUGAAGUUCCUGACACUACCACUGUCUCACUGCCAAAUUUUCAACAAGUUGCAGCCUCUGCGUUUAUGACCUCGCUGACCUCACCAGAGCACCGAUGACUUCAUGAGAACUUUCAUGAACUCUUACUGUAUGCACUGAAAACCAAGGUAAAAAAUGUGAGAAAAAAAAGGCAGUGGUGGUGAUGCAAUAUACAAAAUACAAUUGUAUGGAUAACUUUGGAAAUAAAGUGUAAGUGGCAUCAUGCUGGCUCUGAA
Empidonax traillii (willow flycatcher) is the source of this 1569-nucleotide messenger RNA. It is a transcript of the gene IDNK, whose product is annotated as IDNK, gluconokinase. The transcript has 4 exons. Gene Ontology annotation, molecular function: gluconokinase activity. The coding region runs from base 466 to 891 and encodes 141 amino acids. The record is from RefSeq and is a predicted model, not a curated record. Lineage: Eukaryota; Metazoa; Chordata; Aves; Passeriformes; Tyrannidae. Gene Ontology annotation, cellular component: cytoplasm.